AAAUAUCCAAAUGCAAAAAUUACUGCUUUAUCAAAUUCUAGUACUCAGCGUGAAUAUAUUAAUAGUAUUGCUCAACAAAAAGGCUUUAAAAACUUAAAUGUCAUUACUGCGGAUAUAAAAGAAUUCGAUUUUGAAGAUGAAUCAAAAUUUGAUCGUAUAUUAUCCAUUGAAAUGUUUGAACACAUGAAAAAUUACGAAUUUUUAUUCUCAAAAAUUUCAAAAUGGUUAAAACCUCAAGGGUUAUUAUUUAUUCAUAUUUUUUGCCAUUACGAGCAACCUUACGAUUUUGUUAUUGACGAUGGUUGGAUGGCAAAAUAUUUCUUUACUG
Messenger RNA from Dentiscutata heterogama, 328 nucleotides. NCBI's taxonomy places the organism in Eukaryota, Fungi, Glomeromycota, Glomeromycetes, Diversisporales, Gigasporaceae. The record is from the annotation of a GenBank genome assembly.